Xylona heveae TC161 is the source of this 3453-nucleotide messenger RNA. Its product is annotated as FabD/lysophospholipase-like protein. Gene Ontology annotation, molecular function: ADP binding; protein binding. NCBI's taxonomy places the organism in Eukaryota, Fungi, Ascomycota, Xylonomycetes, Xylonales, Xylonaceae. The transcript is spliced from 6 exons. The record is from RefSeq and is a predicted model, not a curated record. Gene Ontology annotation, biological process: lipid metabolic process. Gene Ontology annotation, cellular component: kinesin complex. The coding region runs from base 1 to 3453 and encodes 1150 amino acids.
AUGCCAAACGAAACACCAGCCGUACGUGAUGGCUCAAAGGAAAGUCCUCUAGACAGCGAUGGUCUCUGCCUCUUGUCACUCGAUGGUGGUGGGGUUAGAGGUUUAUCCACACUAUACAUCUUGAAAGAGCUCAUGGACGGCCUGAAUCAUGAACGCAAGAAGGCAAAUCCGAAUUCGUUGCGAAUGAAGCCAUGUGACAUUUUCGACCUUAUUGGCGGCACGAGCACAGGCGGGCUCCUUGCAAUCAUGCUCGGCCGGCUUGAGAUGGAUGUUGAUCAAUGUAUUUCGGCGUAUACUGAGCUCAUGGAGAAGGUAUUCAGCAAAUCCUCAGGCGGGCUUCGAGUUGGCUUGAAGGGAAACAUCAAAGCCCGAUGCGAUUCUGAAACGCUCCACGAGGCGGUGAAAACGGUUGUAAUUAGUUGUGGGAUGGAUCCUGACGACCGUCUCUGCGAUGGCAGACCACCUGGCUGCAGGGUGUUCGUCUGCGCGACGGAAAAGUCGUCACAGGAGACAAUACAUUUGCGAAGCUACUCGCUGUCCAGGGAGUUUGCCGAGGCCACGCCCACCAUUGGUGAGGCUGCGCUUGCUACUUCCGCUGCCACGAGCUUUUUCGAGCCAGUCUCGAUCAGCGGGCGACGCUUUGUGGACGGCGGCUUGAGCGCGAACAAUCCGGCAGAGGAGGUGGAACGUGAAGCGAGUGAUAUCUGGUGCGCAGACACUGCUGAGCUCAUGUCUCUGGUCAAAUGUUUUGUAUCUGUUGGCACCGGCGAUCCUGGAAUGAAGGGUGUAAACGAUAAUAUCAAGGGAAUCACUAAGACGCUCCUUGAAAUGGCCACGGAGACUGAAAAGACCGCGGAUCGAAUUGCAGCGCGUUGGCGGAAAUAUCACGAGGAUGGCCGUUAUUUUCGAUUUAAUGUUCAGCAGGGUUUACAGGGUGUUGAUAUGGCAGAGUUUCGAGAACGUGAGAAGAUUGCGGGAGCGACGUGUCGGUAUCUCAAGCAGACAGAACUGCAAUCGCGCAUGCGAAAGUGUGUGCGCAAUUUGCAGGGGAAACAGAAUAAAACACGAUUGGACUUCGAUGCAACGAUGAACAAACACUGUGAACUCAUCAGUCAGCUGCGUCUUCGUCCCCGUAACCAUAAACCCUGCCGGUAUAUUCCUUUUGAAUGCAAUGACGGGUUCGUUGGCCGCAACGCAGAGCUUGCCGAAAUAGAAUCAAAACUCUUUAUCGAAGGUGGCUGCUCAAAAAUGGCUGUUUACGGACUCGGAGGAAUCGGAAAGACCCAAAUAGUCCUUGAACUUGCUUACCGUACAAUGGAAAAGAGACCAGACUGCUCAAUAUUCUGGCUCCCAGCGAUCAGUGUCGAUGCAAUGAAGAAGGCGUAUCUGGAUAUUGGCCGCCAACUCCAACUACCUGGCUUGGACGAGAAAGAUGCAGACAUUGUCGCUUUGUUGCAACAGCAUCUAAGCCAAGACAGCAGUGGACAAUGGCUUUUGAUCAUUGAUAAUGCCGACGACGUGGAUAUGUGGUUUGCCUCUGGAGCCGAUACCGCCAGAUCCACACCUUUGAUCAAAUGCUUGCCUAGAAGCAGCCGCGGAUCUAUCUUGUUCACGACACGCACGUUGAAGGCUGCAAUAAAAUACGCCCCGACGAAUACCGUUAAGAUCCACCAGAUGAACGAAGACGACGCAAAGCAAUUCCUACACAGUGAAAUUUUAAAUAAGACCAUACUGCAGUUUGAAGAAGCCCAAGCGGCAUUGUUACAUCACCUCGCCUUUCUUCCUCUAGCCAUCCGACAGGCAACAGCGUACAUUAACGAAAAUGACACUUCUCUAAGCGAAUAUCUGGAGCUCCUGGAAGGCACCGAAGAGGAGAUCCUUGAAGUGUUGAGUGAAGAUUUCGAGGACGAGGGAAGAUACAGCGAGACGAAGAACCCCGUAGCUGUAACUUGGCUAAUCUCAUUUGAACAAAUCCGGAAGCGUGAUCCCUUGGCAGCUGAGUACUUAUCCUUCAUGUCCUGUAUUGAGCCAAAAGCGAUCCCAAAGACGCUUCUGCCAUCGCAUUUGCUCAGUAAGAUUAAAGUGCAGCGUGCACUUGGAACUCUGCUUGCAUAUUCAUUUGUCGCCAAGCGGCCGGCCGAUGAGCUUCUAGACCUGCAUAGUUUGGUUCGUCUUGCAACGCGCAACUGGCUGAAGCAGCGUGGGUCCCUUGGAAGCCACAUGAUUAAGGCAAUGAGGCACUUGGCCAAUGUGUUCCCUAGCUGUGACGAGUGCAACAGGGCAAUAUGGCGAGCGUAUUUGCCACACGCAAUGUGCAUUCUUGCAGCUAAAUGUUUCUCUAGCAAUGAUUCAUAUCAACCUCAGUUAUUACUCAGUGUCGGGAGGUGCUUGUUGGAAGACGGGAGGUAUAACGAGGCAGAGCGGGUUCUGCAAGAAUCCACAGACAUGUACUCGAAAAGGCUUGGAGAGGAACACCCUAGUACUUUGAUAAGCAUGAGUGCUCUUGCUUAUAUAUACUCUCGUCAAAAAAAAUUGGAACUUGCACAGGAGAUACAGGAGCAAUUGAUUGACAAGAGCAGCAAGAUAUUUGGAGAAUCUCAUCAAGAGGCAUUAAGAUGCAAGAACAAUCUUGCCUUGACAUACCAGUCCCAAGGACGUUUGGAAGAUGCAGAGGAGCUCCUUGAGCAAGUUCUCGACAAGCGCAGGAAACGAUUUGGAGAAGACCACCCAGCCACAUUGGAAAGCAUGUUUCGACUUGCUUCAUGUUACUGGCACCAAAGAAGACUGAAAAGUGCACAGGAGCUCUUUGAGCGAGUCCUUGACAAGCGCAGGAGGGUACUUGGAGAAAACCAUCCAGAUACCUUGACAAGCAUGGACAACCUUGCUCGUACAUACUGCCGCCAACGACAUUUCAAAGAUGCAGAGGAGCUCUACAAGCAAAUUCUUGAUAAACGCAGAAAGGUUCUUGGAGAAGACCAUCCAGAUACACUGAUAAGCAUGGGUAACCUUGCUAGCACAUACCGGAACCAAGAACGCCCAAAAGAUGCAGAGGAGCUCUUUGAGCAAGUGCUUGACAAGCGCAGGAAGGCACUUGGAGAAGACCAUCCAAACACAUUGACAAACAUGCGCAUUCUUGCUCGUUCAUACCGCAACCAAGGACGUCUAAAUGAUGCAGAGGAGCUCUACAAGCAUGUGUUUGACAAGUGCAGGAAAUUACUUGACGAAGACCACCCUCUUACAUUAACAAACAUGCAAGAUCUUGCUGUGAUUUAUGGGUGUCGAGGACGGGACAAGGAGGCUUUGGAUUUAAUGUGUAAAUGCGCUCAAGCCAGUCAGCGGACGUUAGGUGCUGACCAUCGAGAUACUCGGAGGCGCUUCAGAAUGAUUGAUACUUGGCAACACCCGGGUAUCAAGCGACAUUUGCUUUUUGGAAGAUACAAGGUGAAAGGUUGA